Messenger RNA from Triplophysa dalaica, 1977 nucleotides. RefSeq names its product ATP-binding cassette, sub-family G (WHITE), member 2d (gene abcg2d). Gene Ontology annotation, cellular component: plasma membrane. Lineage: Eukaryota; Metazoa; Chordata; Actinopteri; Cypriniformes; Nemacheilidae. The coding region runs from base 1 to 1977 and encodes 658 amino acids. The record is from RefSeq and is a predicted model, not a curated record. Gene Ontology annotation, molecular function: ABC-type transporter activity; ATP hydrolysis activity; ATP binding. The transcript has 15 exons.
AUGCCUGACAACGCUGUCUUUGAGACUGAUAAAGUCACGCAAGAGAUGGGCAGAAAUGGGAUGUCAGGGUCAAAGGUCAUCCGCAUGGAGCCCAUCAAACAGCAACAUGGAGCCACCGUCAGCUUCCACAGCAUCUGCUACAGACUAGAGCAGAAAACCAGAUCCAUCUUCAGGACGGCUACUGCUCAGAAAGAGAUUUUGAUGGAUCUCAAUGGGAUCAUGAGACCAGGUUUAAACGCUAUUUUGGGCCCAACGGGAAGUGGCAAAUCUUCGUUUCUGGAUGUUCUCGCAGGAAGGAAAGAUCCAGGUGGUCUCUCUGGGGAGGUGCUUGUCAACGGAUCCCCGCAGCCGCCGAAUUUCAAGUGUCUUUCUGGUUAUGUUGUCCAGGAUGACAUAGUGAUGGGAACCCUCACAGUGAGAGAGAACCUCAGUUUCUCAGCUGCUCUGCGCUUGUCUUCUGGAAUCAGUUCACUAGAGAAGGACAUUAGAGUGAAUGAUCUCAUCUCAGAGCUCGGCCUAAACAAAGUCGCAGACUCAAAGGUGGGCACGCAGCUGAUACGAGGCAUCUCGGGUGGGGAGCGAAAGAGGACAAGCAUUGGGAUGGAGCUGAUCAUCGAUCCAUCGGUUCUCUUUUUGGAUGAGCCCACCACUGGUCUUGAUGCAAGUACGGCCCACUCUGUGCUUCUGCUGUUGAAAAGAAUGGGCGAUCAGGGUCGCACCAUCAUCAUGUCGAUUCACCAGCCACGAUAUGCCAUCUACCGGCUCUUCGAUGGCCUCACCCUUCUGUCAAAUGGCAAACAAGUCUAUCACGGACCUGCCCAGGACGCUCUAGAUUACUUCUCCGAGAUCGGUUAUACGUGUGAUGCCCAUAACAACCCAGCUGAUUUCUUUCUGGAUGUAAUUCAAGGAAACACCACAACUGUGGAGACAACAAAGAUUCAAAAUAAUGAAGAUGUCCAGUGUGCUCGCUUUAGUCAGCAGUUUAUUGGAGAUCUGUUAGUAGAGAAGUAUAAAACCUGCAGCUACGCACUGGGCAUCAAAGCAGACCUGGACCACAUCAUCCGGGCCAACGAAAACAACAAAUACAGACUCGAGUGUCAGUCCAUCACCUACAACAGCUCUUUCCUGAAGCAGCUCCGCUGGGUGUUAUGGAGAACCUUCUGGAACCUGAUGCUGAACCCUCAGACGUCCGUAUCUCAGUUGGCUGUCACAGCACUUAUGGCUGUUAUUGUUGGUGCAAUCUUCUAUGGAGUCAAAGAUGACCAGAGUGGUGUACAGAACAGGGUUGGUGUUUUGUUUUUCAUUACAACCAAUCAGUGCUUCACCACGCUCUCCGCUGCCGAGCUUUUCAUCACAGAGCGCAAACUGUUCAUUCAUGAAUACACGAGCGGAUAUUACCGUAGGUCUGUGUACUUCCUGUCUAAAAUCCUAUCUGACAUCAUUACUCAGCGCACAAUCCCUUCCAUCAUAUUCGCCUGUGUGGUUUACUUCAUGAUCGGGUUAAAACCCACGACAGAUGCUUUCUUCAUCUUCAUGUUGACAGUUAUACUUGUAGCAUGUACGGCUGCAUCCAUGGCCAUGGCUAUAUCAGCCGACCAAUCGGUGGUGGCCGUUGCCAACAUCUUCAUGACGAUCAGCUUCAUCUUUAUGAUGCUUUUCUCUGGUCACCUGGUUAACCUGAACAGUAUCAUGGACUGGCUGGCCUGGAUAAAGUAUUUCAGCAUCCCUCGCUAUGGGCUUGAGGCUUUUCAAAUUAAUGAGUUUGUGGGGCUAAAGUUUUGUGGAGAUGUCUCCGUUAGUGUAAUCUUAGAUGACAUCUUGUUUUACAGGUGCACAGGAGAGCAGCAUCUUAUAUUUCAAGGGAUCGAUUACUCGACCUGGGGUCUAUGGCAGAAUCACAUUGCUCUUACAGUCAUGACCCUGAUUUUUCUUUGCAUUGCAUAUGUCAAGCUCCGAUUCAUUAGGACUUUCUCGUGA